CAGAACCAGGGAACCCACAGCUAAUCACUAAUGGGAGGGAAAUGUUCCGGCGCUCCCCAGACUACAACUCCCAGCAGCCCCGGGAUGUGACGUCAUGUACAAGAUGGCGCCGGCCAGGCAGUGUUCCACGCUCGCAGCCCCUGCAGGUUACACAGCCGUCCCAGUGAAAUUCUCAGAAGAACGGAGAACACAUCACUAUUUGUACGUUAAGGAGCACAAAGUGAGAGAAGAAUUAGAUCAAACACGGCCACAAAACCGUACGCUGUUUGUCCUUAACGUCCCUCCGUACUGCACAAAGGAAAGUCUGUUCCAGAUAUUCACAUCCUGCUCUCCCGUGGAGUUGGUAGAGUUACAGGAUAAACCAGGGCCUUCUGAGCCGCAGUCUAACACAGUCUCACAACACUUUGGCCGGAGGCAACUCAAGGGCUUUAAAGUUGCAUAUGUUGUAUUUAAACACCCGUCCGGAGUUCAGGCCUUUAAAUCAUUAAAAGUUAAGAAACCAAUUGUGUUGUCAGAAGUCAGCCAUUCUAUAAAAACCGGAAUUAACAAGUGGGUAGAUGAUUAUCGGGCGUCUCUCACGGGUACUGCAGAGCUGCAAGCUGAAGUAGAUGAAUUUAUGAAGGGAUACGACGAGAGGGUGGCAGAGGAAGAGGAAAAGGCUAAUGAAGAAGAGGGAGUCCCUGAUGAAGAAGGUUGGGUGAAGGUGACACGGAAGGGCCGGCGUCCAGGCUUAGCAAGAACAGAGGCUGUAAAUAUCCGGGUAACAGAACGAGAAAAGAGGAAGAGAGCCCAAAAGGAACUCCUCAAUUUCUAUGCUUGGCAGCACAGAGAGAGCAAGCGAGAGCACCUAGCUGAGCUACGUAAGAAGUUUGAAGAGGACAAGCAGAAGAUUGCCCUGAUGCGUGCACAGAGGAAAUUCCGCCCUUUCUGAUGUAGGCCACUGUGGAUAAUCCAGCCAUAGUACAUCUUGUGUGGAUGCCUCAAUCAAGAGGAAGUCCACCACCAUCAUGACUAAUAUGGAUGCAAAGGUUGCCCUUUGGAAUCUGGGUCUGAAAAGUUUAGGGACAUUUUUGUACUCUUACUGUGACACAAAACUCAAGUGGAAAUAAAAACCCAAUUUCUAAUUACA
Xenopus tropicalis (tropical clawed frog) is the source of this 1129-nucleotide messenger RNA. RefSeq names its product ribosomal RNA processing 7 homolog A (gene rrp7a). The record is from RefSeq and is a predicted model, not a curated record. Gene Ontology annotation, molecular function: nucleic acid binding. The coding region runs from base 95 to 931 and encodes 278 amino acids. The transcript has 7 exons. NCBI's taxonomy places the organism in Eukaryota, Metazoa, Chordata, Amphibia, Anura, Pipidae.